AUGUGCUCAGCUGAUGACACCUGCGUCUACUUCAGCUUCUCUGACUCUGCCGGGAGCUGCAAGCUGAAUGAUGAUUGCGACAUCAAUGAUUACAUGAAUGAUUACAACGUCUACAUGAUUGAUGCGACCCCGUCGCCGACGUCUGCUCCCACCCCUGCGCCGCCGCCCACGUCCUCACCCACCCCAGCGCCCACUCCACCAGUCGUCUAUGGAAAGUUGUACGAGGGCGGCAUGUGUAAGGGUGGGUACUGGGUAGACGACCCAGUGAGUGUUGACCAGUGCGCCAUACUUUGCUCUAUGGCUGGCGACCGGACCUACUUCAGCCACGAUGGAUCGUCGUGCAAGCUGACUGAAGACUGCGACGUCAACUACUUCUAUUGA
This is a messenger RNA of Prorocentrum cordatum, 381 nucleotides long. NCBI's taxonomy places the organism in Eukaryota, Dinophyceae, Prorocentrales, Prorocentraceae. The record is from the annotation of a GenBank genome assembly.